GAUCCGCAUACUCGAGAAGCUGCGUUGAGUGAGACUGUCUCCUUUUCAUUUUCCCAAAUCACUGCCCAAACCACACAAGACCAAUCAGCCACCUAUCCCACCAAACACCAAAAUGUCGUCCCCGGUGUGGUUCAUCACAGGCGCCUCCAACGGCUUCGGCCUGAUCCUAUGUCUCAAGGCCCUCAAAGCAGGCCACCGCGUCGUAGGCUCGGUCCGCAACAAGACCAAGUCCGCGGACGCGGUGAAGCAGAUCGAGGCCGCGGGCGGCCAGGUCAUCGAGCUCGACAUGACCGAGUCCAAGGAGAGCAUCGACAAGAAGAUCAAAGCGGUCGGACAGAUCGACUACCUGAUCAACAACGCAGGCUUCUUCAUCCUAGGUGCCGUUGAGCAAGCCACCGAGCAAGAAGCCCACCAACAACUCCAAACCAACUUCUUCGGCCCGCUCUUCGUGCUCCAAGCCGCGCUCCCCGGCAUGCGCGCGCGACGCACCGGCACCAUCGUCAACGUGAGCAGCAUAGCAUGCAAGGACCCGCAGCCCGUCUCCGGGAUCUACGCAGCGAGCAAGGGGGCGCUGGAAGCCAUGUCGGAAUCGCUCGCGGCCGAGGUCGCGCCGUUCAACGUAUCCGUCCUGAUCGUCGAGCCGGGCGCCUUCCGGACGAACUUCCUCGCGGCCUUUUCGCCGCCGCGCGCUCCGCUGCCGGCGGGCUACGAGGACACGGCCGUCGACAAGAUGCGCGCGCACUAUUCAGGAAACCACGGUAAGCAGAUCGGCGACCCGGUGAAGGGGGUCGACCGCAUCUACGAGGCGGUGACGGGCGAGGGGAUGGCCGGGAAGCUGAAGGGCAAGGUGCUGAGGUUGGUCAUCGGGACGGACUCGUGGAAUAGGAUGAGGAGGAAUAAUGAUAGGUUCCUGGGGGACUUGGCGAUGCAGGAGGAUGUUGCUCUGAGUACGGACUUCUGAUGAGUGGAGGUUUAGGGGAUAGGGGUUAGGAGAUCGGGGAUAGGAGGGGUUUAGAGUGGCCCGCAUAUAAUCCGACAUAUACCACCUCAAUGGGUAAUUAUAUUGGGUAAAAUACAAUAAACGAGCAAUGAGUCAUGAUAGUGUGUUGCCAUGUUCAAAAGCCUCUUGAAUGUAUGACUUUACUAACUCCUGGUCAGCAAUCCAUGAACUUCCAAAGGAAUGGUGAUGGUGGGUAGUUAGCCAUAUCUCACCACGAACAUUCGGAUACCUUGGCAUUUAAGGGAGAUUUUACACGUGAAAGACACGUGCGGUACUAUUAUUAGCAGGUCCAGAACCCAUAUUAUAUCAAACGAAAGACCCCUAAAUGGCCAAGCCCAAUAAUA
Annulohypoxylon truncatum is the source of this 1344-nucleotide messenger RNA. Its product is annotated as NAD(P)-binding protein. The record is from RefSeq and is a predicted model, not a curated record. Bases 113 to 961 code for a protein of 282 amino acids. Gene Ontology annotation, molecular function: oxidoreductase activity. Lineage: Eukaryota; Fungi; Ascomycota; Sordariomycetes; Xylariales; Hypoxylaceae. The transcript is spliced from 2 exons.